CUUUCAUAUCAUCAUCUCUACCGUAAUUGAUCGCUUCUCCUUCCCUUUGUUUCUUUUUGCUCUUUCCGUCCUCUCUGUCUUUGCCUUUCAUUCUCUUCAUCAGCAACGCAUUCAAUUCACAUACUCUGUCAUCGUUCCAAUGGAUUCGAAUUAUACUCACGCGCUCGAUUCUUGGUGGAUAAAUCCACCCGAUCAUUCUCAAACACUACAGGAGCCCGUACCAUUUGAAGAUUUCAAGUUCAGUUUUGGAUUGGAUUCGGAUCUUGCCAUGGUGAUUCCUCCCGUCGAACCAUCUUUGACUUCCGGUCCACCAGACCCCAUGUUUACCAAUAACGUGUUGUUAGAUGAAGACGAUCAAAAAGCAUUUAGCGAAUUUCUCGAUACCUUCCUCAUUGAGCAACAAGAACCGGAAUCACCAAAACACAGCAUGUCCCUUCCACAUCUGUAUCACCCAAUCAAUGAUCCCGAGCCUAUCCAGUAUAAUUCCAUCCUGUCCGAGGAACAAGCGGAAGAAAGACGACGCAGCUCUAUUCUUCAAUCCCUGGAUGAACAAAAACGUCUUCACCAACGUCUCAACUUACUUGCCACCAUGCCGCGGGCCGCCAAUCUCCUCCUGUCGAUGCCCACUUCACCUCAAGACCCAUCCCUCUCCACAUCUUCCCCUUCUUCUACUUCUUCCCCUUUUUCCAUGUCCACUCACCGCCAAAGAUCGCCCUUCUCCGCUUCCUCGAGCAAAAAACGCCAAUCGUCGAUGGAUUCCUCUGACUACCCUGUCAAACGCACUCGUCACAAAGAUCUGUUGACCGAGGAAGAGAAGCGAGCCAAUCAUAUUGCCAGUGAGCAGAAGCGACGUAGCACGAUUCGAUCUGGAUUCAAAGAUUUGACCGACCUUGUGCCUACACUGAAGAACAUUAACAAUUCCAAAAGCACCGUGCUGUUCAAAGCGGUGGACUUUAUCAAACAUCUCGAGAAACGCAAUCGAGGUUUACGGGAUAAGAUUCAGCAACUCGAAGCACGAGUCAGGGUCCAAGGAGUUCAAUUACCAUCCAAUCCACCUCACCGAUCCUCCGUCUCCUCCUUGUCGGAUCCCGCUUCCGCUUCUUCUUCCGCAUCCUCUUCGUCUUCCUCAAAUGCCUCUUCCCUGUUAUCACCGUCAACCUCCUCUUCCUCUAUUUCUUCUUCAUCUGCUUCAUCUGCCCCACCCACGUCUUCCAAACAUGCUUCCCUGUCACCACCUUCUUCAUCCCCCAAUUCGGUUUCGAUGAUGUCGUCUAUGCCUUUUUUCAACGGGCAUAAACCCGUGCGAGCCGGUGCGGCCGCGGCGUUGAUGAUUCAUAAAUCGCAACAACAGCAAUUGUUGGCGCUGCAGGAACAGCUUCAAAUCCAUCAAAAACGAUUAGCCCAGCAACAGGAAAUGAAAGAACGCGCUUUACGAGCCGCUGCAAAAAGGAAUGCUGCUAAAGUCAAGGCGACUGUGUCUGCCUAAAAUCUACGUAGAUGACGCUCGGUCGGUGCGAUCUCACCCAACCUACUUUUGUAUCUUCUGGUUCCCGUAUUCUAUUUAAAUCACCAUUGUAUAAUCUCCGUUAUCUGUUUCCCUUGCCUAUAUUGCCCUUUUUUCCAUUUCUGUUGUCCGUGUGUUCUUUGCAUAUUUUGUACGUUGUUCUUCUUUCCUGUUUGUUAUUGAUCGCACGAGUUUAUGCCCAUGUGCUGAUAAGAUAAGACUACUUUUUAUUGUAUGUUGUCAAAGUUCAAAAUACAGUUGUGCAUCUCGG
Messenger RNA from Radiomyces spectabilis, 1775 nucleotides. RefSeq lists its product as uncharacterized. Gene Ontology annotation, biological process: regulation of transcription by RNA polymerase II. Bases 140 to 1486 code for a protein of 448 amino acids. Gene Ontology annotation, molecular function: protein dimerization activity; DNA-binding transcription factor activity, RNA polymerase II-specific; RNA polymerase II cis-regulatory region sequence-specific DNA binding. NCBI's taxonomy places the organism in Eukaryota, Fungi, Mucoromycota, Mucoromycetes, Mucorales, Radiomycetaceae. The transcript is spliced from 2 exons. The record is from RefSeq and is a predicted model, not a curated record.